Messenger RNA from Vicugna pacos (alpaca), 8406 nucleotides. NCBI's taxonomy places the organism in Eukaryota, Metazoa, Chordata, Mammalia, Artiodactyla, Camelidae. The record is from RefSeq and is a predicted model, not a curated record.
GGCCGGGGCGAGCUGCCUGUGCUACGGCCGCUCCCUGCGGGGCGAGUUCGUGCACGACGACGUGUGGGCGAUCGUGAACAACCCCGACGUGCGGCCCGGCGCCCCGCUGCGCUGGGGCAUCUUCUCCAACGACUUCUGGGGCAAGGGCAUGGCCGAGAACACCAGCCACAAGUCCUACCGGCCGCUGUGCGUCCUCACCUUCAAGCUAAACACAUUUCUGACGGGCAUGAACCCAUUCUACUUCCAUGCAGUGAAUGUCGUCUUACACUGCCUUGUGACCCUCGUGCUGAUGUACACCUGUGACAAAACUGUCUUCAAGAAUCGUGGGCUCGCUUUUGUUACGGCGUUGCUUUUUGCUGUGCAUCCCAUUCACACCGAGGCAGUGGCUGGAAUUGUGGGCAGAGCUGACGUGUUAGCGUGCCUGCUGUUUCUGCUCGCCUUUCUCUCCUACAAUAGGAGUGUGGACCAGUGCUGUGCUGGGGAGCGCGUCCCUCCCACGGCUUCCCCCUUCUUCCUGCUGCUCAGUUUGUUUCUGGGGACUUGCGCGAUGCUGGUAAAAGAGACGGGCAUCACGGUGUUUGGCGUGUGCUUGGUUUACGAUCUCUUCUCCCUGUCCCACAAUCACGACAAAUCGUAUCUGACAGCAAGCAGCAACAGAAAUUUCCUGCUUACUAUGAGGCCGUUCUUAAAAAGGGCCGUCUUGGUCAUAAGUUAUGUGGUGGUGGUUUUGUACUUCCGUCUGUGGAUCAUGGGAGGGUCUAUGCCCCUCUUUUCAGAGCAGGAUAAUCCAGCCUCAUUUUCGCCUUACAUUCUUACAAGAUUCCUUACCUAUUCCUACCUCUUGGCCUUCAACGUGUGGCUUCUGCUUGCACCUGUCACCCUGUGCUAUGACUGGCAGGUGGGCAGUAUUCCUCUGGUAGAGACCAUAUGGGACAUGCGGAACUUAGCCACCAUCCUUCUGGCCGUUGUCAUGGCCGUACUGAGCCUUCAUUGUUUAGCAGCCUUCAAGAGGCUGGAGCACAGGGAAGUCCUGGCCGGCUUGCUGUUCCUGGUUUUCCCGUUCAUCCCGGCCAGCAACCUCUUCUUCAGGGUGGGUUUCGUGGUGGCCGAGAGAGUCCUGUACAUGCCUAGCAUGGGCUACUGCAUCCUCGUCGUGCACGGACUGAGCAAACUCUGCACGUGGCUGAACCGGUGUGGGGCCACCGCCCUGAGUGUGUCCACCGUGCUGCUGCUGUUGCUCUUCUCUUGGAAAACCGUAAAACAGAAUGAAAUCUGGCUGUCGAGAGAGUCCCUAUUCAGGUCUGGAGUUCAAACUCUGCCCCACAAUGCCAAGGUCCACUACAACUACGCCAAUUUCCUGAAGGACCAGGGUCGGGACAGGGAAGCCAUCUACCACUACAGGACGGCCCUCAGGUUGUAUCCGCGCCACGCAAGUGCCCUGAACAACCUUGGAACGCUGACCAGGGACACGGCAGAGGCGAAGAUGUACUAUGAGAGGGCUCUCCAGCUCAACCCGCAGCACAACCGGGCUCUCUUCAACCUCGGGAAUCUCCUUAAGUCUCAGGAGAAAAGGGAAGAGGCGAUCACCUUACUGAAGGAUUCCAUUAAAUAUGGUCCCGAGUUUGCAGAUGCAUAUUCAAGUUUAGCUUCAUUAUUGGCUGAGCAGGAGAGAUUUAAGGAAGCUGAGGAGAUAUACCAGGCUGGAAUAAAGAACUGUCCCGACAGCUCAGACCUACACAACAACUAUGGGGUUUUCCUAGUUGACACGGGCGCCCCAGAGAAGGCAGUGGCCCAUUACCAACAGGCCAUCAGGCUGAGCCCCAGUCACCACGUGGCCAUGGUGAACCUGGGGAGACUCUGCAGGUCGCUGGGAGACAACAGUGAGGCUGAAGAAUGGUACAAACGUGCCCUGCAGGUGGCCCACAGAGCUGAGAUACUAGCCCCUCUGGGGGCGCUGUAUUACAACACUGGCAGAUACGAGGAAGCUUUGCGGGUUUACCGGGAAGCCACGGCGCUCCAGCCUUCCCAGAGGGAACUCCGCCUGGCUCUGGCUCAGGUUUUGGCCGUGAUGGGUCAGACAAAAGAAGCUGAAAAAAUGACCAAUCACAUCGUGUCGGAGGAGACGGGGUGCCUGGAAUGCUAUCGCCUGCUGUCGGCCAUCUACAGCAAACAGGAGCUGCACGAGAAGGCCCUUGAUGCUAUAGACAAGGCUCUCAAGCUGAAACCAAAGGACCCCAAAGUUAUAUCUGAACUUUUUUUCACAAAAGGAAACCAACUCAGAGAGCAGAACUUUCUUGACAAAGCUUUUGAGGUCAAGGCCAGCGAGAAACGCUGCGCUCUGACAGAAACCACGUGGAUUCCCGGCAGGCAUCUCAGUCUCUUGAAGCCCAGAGAGCUACAGAGCGGCCGUGGAACUCAACCCAGAUCAAGCCCAGGCCUGGAUGAACAUGGGUGGGAUUCAGCACAUCAAGGGAAACUAUGUGUCUGCAAGAGCUUAUUAUGAGACAGCCUUACAGCUGGUUCCAGACAGCAAACUGCUACAGGAGAACCUCGCCAAAUUGGAUCGGCUAGAAAAAAGGCUUCAAGAAGUUCGAGAAAAGGACCAAACGUAGCAGCAUUUGACCCAGUCUCGAGGGACAGUGCCGGUGCCUUUGGAAGAGGAGGAAGGGACGGAAGCCUCGGCUUUCACAUCCUUGGGGGACAACCACUGAAGCUGCUUCUCACUCGGAGCUCAGGGGGGCACGUCUGGGGACACCUGCUGGAAACCCUGUGCUGGGGACUUGCAAUUCCAUGAAAGACAAAAAGAGCGAGCCUGGGCUGGGCGGCCUGAGAGGGAAGGCUAGCAGACUGUACCUUUUACAGAUGUUUUUGUUUCCUUUAAUUCCAGAUUUCCUUUCAUACGUUUGCCUGCUUUUCCGACCCGGAAGUCUAAUUCCGUUGCUUAGCUUAGACAUUUCCGUCCCAGAAAUAGGGGCUUGAAAUGCUACAAAGUCAGAGCUUCUCUUCUUUAUGAGAUGAGCUCUUUCAAAGAGGAUGAAUCCUCUAGAAUAAACCAUUUGGGAAAUUGUACCAAGAGGGAGCUCAUUUAAUUCUCUAGAACCAAAAAUGAGUACCACGUAGUUUUUGUAAAAUCUUCUGGAAUAUACAGGGGAAAAGGGCUAUUGAUAAGUGAGCUUUAUCUAAUACCCUUCUGAGGACAUCACUAGAGCCCUAUUGAGAAGUAAAUUAACUUCCACCCUGAAAUGAGCUGUUUUCCCACUGCCUCAUAUAUCAAAAAGGAAGCUUCUGGAAUUGUAUAUGGAUCUUUUUAUUCCAAGGGGGCAGUCAAGGAUCUUGGUACCCCUAAUUCUUUAUGGAAAUGUUUUAAAUUAUUUUAAUUUUAUUACAAGUAUUACCAGAGAGGUGGUUCUGCUCUAAGAUUUCAUAAGUGCUUUUAAAAUCAUACAUGUUUCCGCUUCCAAAUAUACUGUUAUUUUGGUGAAGAAAAAAAUAGUAUAUUCUACGUGAGAAAUAUUAAAGAUAUUAAUUGAGAGAAAUGUUCUACUUUGUUAUCUUAACAUUCAGACGUCCUGAGAUGAUUAUUUUUUGAAAAUAUAUUUAACCAUUAAGGAAUCUUUAUAGUAUAUUACAGAAGUCUUCAUAGACUUUAAAUAGAUGGAAGGGAAGCUCUGUUGGUUUGUCUGGGCUUUAAUGAGAAUUCUGUGCUUAGAACAUGAGCGAUGGAACCCAGAGUUCCUGGUUCUGUAUUUGUAAUUUUGGAGAUUUCAUGGAGAAUGCUCAACAAAUCUGGGGGAAAAGUCUAAAUUCAUAAUUUUAAAAGAUACCUAUUUAUAUUUAAAAGAUAGGGUUGGCAAAGUUGAACUUACAAUUUGACAUUUGUCUUGGGGUUAUUUAUUUCCUAACUUAUAAAAUGUUUAAUAUAUACACACAUUUUUUUUCCCUCUGUACAUAGUGGUUUUUAACAGCAGCAUUCACAACUGAUGACACAACAAUUUUAAAGCUAAAUCACAAAGAAGUUUAGUUUUAACAGCCCCUCAAAAAACGUGGAUCGAUUAUUCACUUGCAAAAGCUGAAGAAAUUAGGAACCAGCUUCAGUGUUGGGACGAUAAUAUAUUUUGGAAUCGAAGAAAUUGGAACACAUGAUCCUAAUUUGGUUUUCAUCAUAAACUUUAAAAAAAAAAACAAAACCCACUGCGGGCAGUGCUGGUAAGUCAGGUAUCCUAUAAAUGUUGUAGCCUAAAGCGUAUGUGAUGCUCAGGCCAAAGCAAAAAGCCUUCUGCUGCUUUUCAACCUCGGUAUCAGAAAGCACUGCCUCUCUCUGUUUUUAUUUUUUUGUCAAGGUAAAUCUAGAUAAAAGGAAGAAAACCUUCCUUGGACACGGAUGAUGCCAGGAAUAUUUUAAAUGCAGAGGAUUACAGAAUUUGCAUUAGCCUACAUCAGUUUGUGAGCGUCAGUAACCCAAUAAUGUAUAUCUUACCACUAUGAUCUUCUAUUUCUAAUGGUCUUUUAAUGUAAUCUGUCAGAAAUUUAUCCAAAAUUUUAUUUAAAAUCUUUUUCUCCCCCUCCCAAAUGACUCUUCUAUAGUCCUAAGGUCAAGAAAUGUACCGCAGUGUUUAUUAUAAAAUGACUAUCCCCCCCUUCCAAUAGGAAAACGUGAAGCGCUAGCUAAAAGCAGGAUCUAAGGACUUGAAUUACAAUUUUCUAGAAUAAUCUGUAAUGAAAAUGCAUGCUUAGAAAGUUAAUGGGAAAGGCUGAGCCCCUGAUUUUGAAAACAAUUAAUGCCUUAAUUGAAGUGCUGCUAAAGAUGUAAGAGUACCUUUGUUGGAAUAAAUGUGAGAUGGCUUGUUAACAGCCUAAAACUGUCUGAGAAAAGCGUCACAUGGCCUUCAGGAGACUUCUGCCUUCUUUUGGGUGUUUCUCUGUCUCUCUCCCUCUGUCACUCUGUCUCAUUCUGUCUGCACACACUGGCAUCUCUUUGAACAUUAAAAGCGAGCACUGUUUGUUGGAUCAAUCAGAUAUUUUCAUCUGAGUUAAUACCCUCACUGAGAUGUGACCAAUGAAGUAGUUUUCCUAGUCGAAUGGUGCCUAUAAGAAAAUAAAUCACAUAUUAUUUUUCAAAGAUGUUAAGUGUAUUUUAUAACUUUUUAUUUGUUCUUGUAACAUGAAAUAUGGGGGAUUCAUCCUUAUCAAAACAAAAACGGAGUGCCCUGGCUAGCCACGGAGAUGCCGCCAGGUCCCCUUAACAAAAGUGCACUUGGCACGUGAGUCGGUAGCCCCUCCCUGCGAUGGGAUUGAGGGGCGAGCUUUCAUGCAGACCCUCGGAGUUCUGCACUCAGAAGCACCUUGUGUUUGAUUGAAUGCUCUGCUUGAAAUUUUUCGUAAUUUUUGAACAAGGGGUCCUGCGAUUCCAUUUUGCACUGGAUCCUGGGUAGGUGGGAAGGUGGCUGAGGACAAGACAGGCAUUGCUUCAGUCUGGCUGAACCCUUGAGCUGAUGAUCACUUUCAUUUGUGACUGUUACUCCGAGCAGCAUUUGCUCAGCUACAUUUAGAGUUCCAUGCGCACGGAUAUUCCCCGCCUACUGCCUGUCUGUCUAACCUGUCCUACUGUCCUGCCUAGAACCAGUUCUCCCUGCCUUCACAUUCACCAUAAGUGACAGUCCUCUCACCGUCCUUUGACCUAGGAGCCAUGAGAAUGGCUUCACAAGCUUAUUUCAGCCUUAGGAAUUAUUCAGGAUUUUUUAAAAGAUUCAGAUGUUUUCAAUCUGUUAACGGUAUACAUGAAAAAUGGUUCAGUGAUGUAGCAAAAGUGAACUAAACCAAAGAUUCAAAUACCCUAGAGGAAAAGAAAUUUUAUCUUAGGGGAUCUUGAGACCUAUUCUUUUGGGUCUGUUUAUUUUGAAGCCUGUCACAAAGCAAAGAGGAUUGCCAGCACUUGGAUUCCAACUCCCCACGGUUCCUCGCUGCCCCCAGCAGGAAGGGUCCGGCGUGCUAACACGUGGUACCUCGUCGGAUGCUGGGUUUUGCAGCGGUUAUGCAAAUACUGCUGUGCAACUGCAUUCAACAAGAGUAAAUGGGAAAAUCCAAACCGUUCCAUUCCAAGUAACCUUAAAAACUGUCAUUGGAGGGGGAAUAAAAAGCAAAUGUGGAUUUCUUCUUGUCUCUGUGAAACCUUCCAGGCUCCUCAGAUUGAAGAGCCACAUUCAGCUAGUAGCUGAGAUCUCUUCUCUCACACACAGGUUCUCUCUGCCCCUAGACGGGCUUUAGGAUAGCCUGCACACCUUUGAAAAUCCCCGGACACAGCCACCCAGGCAAUGAUUCCAAUAUGCAGCUAGGCUGGAGAACCACUGCAGGCUAAUAACUUUAAGAAGAGUUUAUGACUUUUACAAAAGUCAAUGUAUAUGAUCUUUUGCAAUAUUAACUUUUAAAUGUAGACUAAAAUGAGCCAAAGAAUUCUAAAGAAUGACUCAUGGCACGGUUGGUUGAGGCUGCCAUGCUAAGGUUGACAAACAGGUGGGUUGGGUGAGGUGAUUCUGCAUUUGUGGCAAUUGGACUGUAAUUUGACCUUAUAUGUAUAGAAUUCUUGGUUCUCAGAUGGGGAGGAAUUGCCUUGCCAUAGCAUGGACCAGACAAGGUACCCAGUAUAUAAAACUAUUUUUUAUAACUCACGUAAAGGGUCCAUGACAUAGAGUUUAUGCCUACACCUGUGUGUCUCUUUCUUUGGGUCACACAUUUCAGCUUUGGUUAUUAUUUCUUAAUUGUACUUACUAGAACCAGUUAAAAAACACUUUUGCUAAGACUUGUGAUGGAUUUGCAGCUUAGAGCAAUAAAUCUAUAGGAUAUUAGUAACACAGUCAAAGCAAAUGUAGUUAUGUUUUGUUUAUUUUAAUUUUUAUUCUGAUUUCCAGAGCAUGUUUACUUUGAUUAAAUUGUAUGUUAGUAUCUCUCAAUAGCAGCAAAACUUAAUCUAAAUAACAUCUUUUGACACCUUAAAAGAGGGGGGAGGGUAUAGCUCAGCAUGCAUGAGGUCCUGGGUUCAAUCCCCAGCACCUCCUCCAAUAAAAAUAAACCUAAUUACCUCCCCCCACCCCACCAAAAUAAAACAGUACAAUAAUAUAAUAAUACAUAAAUAAAAUAUUUUUAAAAGAGUAAAUACCCAACGAAUCCUAUAUUCAGGUUGUAAUUAAGAUAGAAAAGUUAGAAUGCCAAAAAUAAUAUGGGGAAAUAUUAUAACUUCUUGAUUUUUCUUGAAGUUUUUGAUGUGAAGAGUAUGUUGAACAGUUCCUCCAAAAACAGCACUUCCUUCCUUAUUUUUGUUUUUUAGUAACCAUAUAAUUUAAAGAAAAGAAAGAAAACUUCAAUCAAAGAAAUAAAAUAACUUCAAUCAAAGCUGUGGUUAAUAGCAGUAAAAUCAAAUGUCACAACAAAACCAACAUCUAUCAAUUGGCUCAUAUAAAAAUGUUCCAUUUUUAUCACCAAAGGAUCCUUUCAAUUAAAACCUUCAGGGCAUGCAACAUGUAAAAUUAGCACCCACCACAAGAUCUGGUCAUUGUCAGUUUCUAAGUUUAGACCAACAUUUAUACCCCAAACUGAAAAGAUGUGUGUAUGUCCAGAAAUCCUGGAGAUUUAUCCCAUUCUCAGUGGUGCACAUGCAUUUUUGCAUAUUUGUAACCCCUUUGGAAGUCUCCAGUGUGCAUAAUAUCCUUUUGGGGUUGUCUUGCUGGCCCACAGGAGGGGGCGAACCAGUCCAAGAAUCAGGAGAUCUGGGUUCUAGUCCUGCUCUACCACGAGGAGCCGCCUCACUCCGGACAAGUUAUCAAAUGUCUCCAUCACGUUUAACCAUUAAAGGACUGGUUAGCUCUGCGGAGCUCCGUGAGUCUCCUGUGUCCAAACAGAAAGCCCUCUGCCUCUGAAGACAUAACUGAUAAGUGUUGCCCUUUGUUUUAGCACUCCUUAAGACAAAACACGUACACAAACAACCCUAAAAGUCACUGAGCUGCCCGAAUGCUUGACUGUACCAGAGGUAACCACUUACUUUGCAGUCUGGACACAUAAAAUGAGUGAUUUCAUUAUGCUUCUGGGGAAAAAAAUUUUUUUUAACUUCCUCCUAAGCAAUUCGAGUAUCUGUAGAAGCCAUGGCUUGCUCUUAUAAUGUGGAAAUCCUUUGACUUGUGACUCGCCCAGGCUUCCUUUUUUUCAGACGAAAUUCUUGCCUCGUGGUCUGUUCAUAACGCUUUACUAUGAUCAAUUGUAUCUAAAUGUACGUUUUUGUUCCUUUUGCUGUGCCAGUUCGAAAUCUUAUCUCCCAUAAAGUAUUUCUCCCAUUUCAGUCUGAGUAUGUACCCUUUGCCCGGGUCUUUCCAAAAUAAAAUUUAUGUAAAUGUCUAUUUUAUAUAAAAUAUGAUGAAA